Messenger RNA from Caenorhabditis elegans, 2468 nucleotides. It is a transcript of the gene ace-1, whose product is annotated as Acetylcholinesterase 1. The coding region runs from base 89 to 1951 and encodes 620 amino acids. NCBI's taxonomy places the organism in Eukaryota, Metazoa, Nematoda, Chromadorea, Rhabditida, Rhabditidae. The record is from RefSeq and is marked reviewed. Gene Ontology annotation, molecular function: acetylcholinesterase activity; cholinesterase activity. The transcript is spliced from 10 exons. Gene Ontology annotation, cellular component: extracellular region; synapse; synaptic cleft.
AUCGCAAAAUAUACACAAUCUGCGAAAUUCCUUCUUGUGAUCUACAGCUCUCCCGGCGGUCCAAACGAUUAUGAUUUGUUGAAGAAGCAUGCGAAAUUCCUUACUAUUCUUCAUUUUUCUGCCUUCGACGAUAUUAGCUGUUGAUCUCAUUCACCUCCAUGAUGGCUCCCCACUUUUUGGCGAAGAAGUUUUAUCACAAACCGGUAAACCAUUGACAAGGUUUCAAGGUAUUCCAUUUGCAGAACCACCAGUUGGCAAUCUCAGGUUUAAAAAACCGAAACCAAAGCAACCAUGGAGAAUACCUUUGAAUGCGACAACUCCACCGAACAGUUGUAUUCAGAGUGAGGACACUUACUUUGGAGACUUUUAUGGUUCCACUAUGUGGAAUGCCAACACUAAAUUAUCCGAAGAUUGUCUGUAUUUGAAUGUGUAUGUGCCUGGAAAAGUGGACCCAAAUAAGAAAUUGGCUGUAAUGGUUUGGGUUUAUGGAGGAGGUUUCUGGUCUGGCACAGCGACACUUGAUGUCUAUGACGGGAGGAUACUUACUGUUGAAGAAAACGUGAUUCUGGUUGCGAUGAACUAUCGUGUAUCAAUAUUCGGAUUCCUCUAUAUGAACCGUCCCGAGGCACCAGGAAACAUGGGAAUGUGGGAUCAGCUUCUUGCGAUGAAAUGGGUUCACAAGAACAUUGACCUGUUUGGCGGAGACCUUAGUCGCAUCACAUUGUUCGGUGAAUCAGCAGGCGCGGCGUCAGUGAGCAUUCACAUGUUGAGUCCGAAAAGUGCACCUUAUUUUCAUAGAGCAAUCAUCCAAUCUGGCUCGGCAACAUCUCCUUGGGCCAUCGAACCGCGUGACGUAGCAUUAGCGAGAGCAGUUAUUUUAUAUAAUGCCAUGAAAUGUGGAAACAUGUCUCUUAUCAAUCCAGACUACGAUCGAAUACUGGACUGUUUUCAAAGAGCUGACGCAGAUGCUUUACGGGAAAACGAGUGGGCUCCUGUUCGAGAAUUUGGCGAUUUUCCAUGGGUUCCCGUUGUCGAUGGUGAUUUUCUAUUGGAAAAUGCACAAACCUCGUUAAAACAAGGAAACUUCAAAAAGACCCAACUCCUGGCCGGAAGUAAUCGUGACGAGAGCAUUUAUUUCCUGACCUAUCAACUUCCGGAUAUAUUCCCAGUCGCUGACUUUUUUACAAAAACUGAUUUUAUCAAAGAUCGGCAAUUGUGGAUCAAGGGUGUCAAGGACCUGCUACCACGUCAGAUACUGAAAUGUCAGCUCACACUAGCGGCGGUUCUUCAUGAAUACGAACCUCAGGAUUUACCAGUGACACCAAGAGACUGGAUAAAUGCAAUGGAUAAAAUGCUGGGAGACUAUCAUUUUACUUGUAGCGUUAAUGAAAUGGCUCUGGCUCAUACGAAACACGGAGGAGACACAUACUAUUACUAUUUUACACACAGAGCUUCUCAACAAACAUGGCCAGAAUGGAUGGGUGUUUUACAUGGUUACGAAAUCAAUUUCAUUUUUGGAGAACCAUUAAAUCAAAAAAGAUUCAACUACACUGAUGAAGAACGAGAGUUGAGCAAUCGGUUUAUGAGAUAUUGGGCGAAUUUUGCAAAAACUGGAGAUCCGAACAAAAACGAGGAUGGAUCAUUUACUCAAGACGUGUGGCCAAAGUAUAAUUCUGUUUCAAUGGAAUACAUGAACAUGACCGUUGAAUCGUCAUAUCCCAGCAUGAAACGAAUAGGGCAUGGUCCGAGGAGAAAGGAGUGUGCAUUUUGGAAAGCGUAUUUGCCGAAUUUGAUGGCUGCAGUUGCCGACGUCGGAGACCCUUAUUUGGUUUGGAAGCAACAAAUGGAUAAAUGGCAGAACGAGUACAUUACAGAUUGGCAAUAUCAUUUCGAGCAGUAUAAAAGGUAUCAAACGUAUAGGCAAUCUGAUAGCGAAACUUGUGGUGGAUAAAUAUUGGACAGAGUUCUUAUGUCAACAAGUUUUCCAUUCUCAUCUUCUCGUCUCAAUUCCUUAUAUUUGACUUUUAUCUGAGUCACCCUGUCAAUUUUCCCUCCUAUUCCUGAUUCAACAUUCCGAAUAUUCAAAUUUUCAAAUUCAUCGUAGGUGAAUAACCAGACCACUUUCCUUUCUUCCUUCUUUUUUUUUGUCCUUCAAUCAUGUUUUAUGUUUUUUUCUUUCGGUCACAACGAGCUUAGAUUUGUAAAAUAAUGCUGGUUAGAUGCUUCUUUUAAGUCGUAUUAUAUUCUCGAAUUUUAUAGAUUUUUCCUAUUUCCUAGAAUUUGAUAUUCUUACACACACUGAAAAUCAUGUACAUUUGAUAUACUCUGAACAAUUGCCAUUGCGAUGUGAUUUCUAACAAAAAGAUUUAUGGUCUUAUUUGUAAUUAUUUCAGCAUAUACACCCACACAUUUCUAAAUUCCAACUAUUUACUUUCCGAAAUGUGUCAAUAAAGAAUUAUUGAAAACAG